Molecule: messenger RNA, 585 nt
Organism: Helobdella robusta
Lineage: Eukaryota; Metazoa; Annelida; Clitellata; Rhynchobdellida; Glossiphoniidae
Exons: 5
Coding region: 1-585 (194 amino acids)
Biological process (GO): spermatid development; axoneme assembly
Cellular component (GO): motile cilium; nucleus
Source: RefSeq, a predicted model, not a curated record
AUGUCUGAUAAUGAAUCGAACGAUCCAGAGGAAGAGCAGAAUAACAUAGGGUCCUACGAAGGCGAGAGGAACGAAAAGAACGAGAGGCACGGAUACGGUAGGGCCAUCCUUCCCAAUGGCGACACCUAUGAAGGGUCCUAUAAAAACGGGAAACGCCACAACAACGGAGUCUACAGAUUUAAGAACGGCGCACGAUACACUGGAAAUUGGAAAGACAACGUGAAGCAUGGUGUUGGUACGUUUAUAUAUCCAGAUGGAACCAAAUACGAAGGUGAUUGGGUAGACAACUUAAGAUGGGGAAACGGAAAAUACAGCUACCUAAAUGGCGAUUAUUACGAAGGGGAAUGGAAAAACCACAAGAGAAAUGGUCUUGGUUGCUACUAUUUUGUCGAAUCAAAAAGCCGCUACGUUGGUCUAUGGAAAGAUGGACAAAGAGAUGGACAUGGAGAAAUGAUUAUGGAGGAUUGUAAAUACGUUGGGAAGUACCGGAGUAAUAAGCCUUACGGUGAGGGAAAGUACAUAUUCGAACGAAUACGUUGCAAACAAAUCGGUUUCUACGUUGAUUCUUUCCAGGUAUCAUCUUAA